CUCCGCAACGAGAGAGGCCACAACAGUGAGAGGUCCGCGUACCGCAAAAAAAAAAAAAGGUAUGUUGGGAAGAGAACCACUGGGUCUUUUCACUCGCUUAAAAGCAUACACUGAGCGCCUUCUACCGAAUUGCAUGUAGGUUGAGGUAAGGGUUAGUACAUACAAGUCUUUUAAGACCGCACAUCCGGGCCACCGAUGAGCCAGUCAGAGGCCCCGCCCUUCUGGAGGCGGGGCCACGGGCGACCAGCACGUACCUCCGCUGCGUCGCGCCGCGUCCAAUGCUUCCUGAGCGCCGGGGGCGGGCCUGUGCGGCGCGUGGCUAGAACCUGGGGAAUAUCCGCGCGGGCUUGAGCCAUGGCUGAAAGUGGCCGGCCACCUCAGGCACGGGCCCUCCUGCAGCAGUGCCUGCACGCCCGGCUGCAAGUACGCCCCGCCGAAGGGGACGCCGCGGCCCAGUGGGUGGAGGUCCAGAGAGGAUUAGUGAUCUACCUGUGCUUUUUCAAGGGAGCUGAUAAAGAGCUUCUUCCCAAAAUGGUUAAUACACUGUUAAAUGUGAAAUUAAGUGAAACAGAAAAUGGCAAGCGUGUCUCUGUAUUGGAUCUACCUGGCAACAUUCUUAUCAUCCCUCAAGCCACCCUUGGGGGGAGAGUAAAAGGAAGAAGCAUGCAGUAUCACUCUAACUCUGGAAAAGAAGAGGGGUUAGAACUUUAUUCCCAAUUUGUGACUCUCUGUAAAAAAGAAUUAGCUGCUAACAGCAAGUGUGCUGAAGCUGGGGUUGUGGUGGAACAUGGCACUUACGGCAACAGGCAGGUGUUAAAGCUCGAUACCAAUGGACCAUACACACACCUAAUUGAGUUUUGAAAAAUUAAAAGUUUCUACAGUUGUAAUUAGAUUCUCUUCCCCUUCUGCUUGAGUACACUAAUCUGCAGCAUUUUUAGACAAGAAAAUCCUGGGUCCCAUCCAUACCUCUGCAGCCUGCUACUUGGACGACCUCGCCACGUCACCUAAACUCUGGAUCUCAGUCACCUUCCAUCCUGCUUUCCCCUAAACUCACACUCAAAAUUUUGAAAAAUGCCUUGUAUUCGCCUUAUGGUCAUUGAUAAGAACAUGGAAAUGUUUUUAGAGAGCUGUAUUUAAGCAUUUUGUGCAAUCAAGAAAAAUAUGUUUCUUAUACCCUCAAAUGUAUGUAAUAUGUAGUAAAAAUCACUAUUUGUGUUACGAUUAUAAUUUUGUCAAUUUUGUUUUAGUAUUUCAGAUUUCCGUAUUUUGAAUGAAAGAAUAUGCAAUUUACUAGUCCUUCUAAUAAUAUCUAUGAAAAUAUAAUACAGAAAUGUUAUUGUACAUUUUAAUAUUAUUUUCCAAGGACAUCCAAGUGCUUUAAAUUAUUUUAAGAAUCUUUAGUUGAUAUAGCAAUAAGGUAUGGGGGACUAAAAGGUUUUUUUAUUUAAUAUACUAAUGGCUUAAUAUUCUGUUUCUCAUUUUUUUACCAAAACAAUGUGUGUUGCAUUUUCUGUUUUUGGUUUUUAAAAGUUACUGUUUCAUUAAAUUAAUGUUCAUAAAUUUUUUUAGGAAGUUCCUUUCUUGUUGGUUUAGAUUGCUGUAAAAGGAAUAAAAGGAAUAAAAAGGGAGGCUUUCUACUGGAA
This is a messenger RNA of Aethalodelphis obliquidens (Pacific white-sided dolphin), 1643 nucleotides long. It is a transcript of the gene DTD2, whose product is annotated as D-aminoacyl-tRNA deacylase 2. The transcript is spliced from 3 exons. Gene Ontology annotation, biological process: tRNA metabolic process. Gene Ontology annotation, molecular function: D-tyrosyl-tRNA(Tyr) deacylase activity. Gene Ontology annotation, cellular component: cytoplasm. The record is from RefSeq and is a predicted model, not a curated record. NCBI's taxonomy places the organism in Eukaryota, Metazoa, Chordata, Mammalia, Artiodactyla, Delphinidae. The coding region runs from base 355 to 861 and encodes 168 amino acids.